AUGGAUUUCGCGAAUGUUUCUGAUUUCGUGUAUGUUGUUAUUGUCGUGAAUCUCGCGAACGCUGUGAGUGUCGUGAAUGCUGUGAAUGAUGUGAAUGAUGUUAAUGUCGUGAGACUCGCGAACGCUGUGAGUGUCGUGAAUGCUGUGAAUGAUGUGAAUGAUGUUAAUGUCGUGAGCCUCGCGAACGCUGUAAGUGUCGUGAAUGCUGUGAAUGAUGUGAAUGAUGUUAAUGUCGUGAGACUCGCGAACGCUGUGAGUGUCGUGAAUGUUGUGAAUGAUGUGAAUGAUGUUAAUGUCGUGAGACUCGCGAACGCUGUGAGUGUCGUGAAUGCUGUGAAUGAUGUUAAUGUCGUGAGACUCGCGAACGCUGUGAGUGUCGUGAAUGCUGUGAAUAAUGUUAAUGUCGUGAGCCUCGCGAACGCUGUAAGUGUCGUGAAUGCUGUGAAUGAUGUGAAUGAUGUUAAUGGCGUGGAUAUUUCGAAUGUCGUUACCGUUGAAAAUGUCGUGAAAGACGUGUUUUUUGUGAAUGUCGUUAACGCUGUGAAUUUGUUUCUGUUGUGA
Messenger RNA from Mya arenaria, 561 nucleotides. RefSeq names its product homeobox-like protein HDP1. Bases 1 to 561 code for a protein of 186 amino acids. The record is from RefSeq and is a predicted model, not a curated record. The transcript has a single exon. Lineage: Eukaryota; Metazoa; Mollusca; Bivalvia; Myida; Myidae.